Ilyonectria robusta is the source of this 831-nucleotide messenger RNA. Its product is annotated as Alpha/Beta hydrolase protein. The transcript has 2 exons. The coding region runs from base 1 to 831 and encodes 276 amino acids. The record is from RefSeq and is a predicted model, not a curated record. Gene Ontology annotation, molecular function: hydrolase activity. NCBI's taxonomy places the organism in Eukaryota, Fungi, Ascomycota, Sordariomycetes, Hypocreales, Nectriaceae.
AUGUCUUGUCCCGCUUGUUUUCAGGGCAGCAUCCACGAGGGACAGCCGCGGGGAAAAGACAUCAAGCUUCACGGGCUGGACGUCUACGUUACCGAGCCGGCCGAUGGCAGACAGGCCAAGGCCAUCAUCGUCAUUAUUCCCGACGCUUUUGGCUGGGAAUUCGUCAAUUCUCGGCUCCUUGCUGAUACGUACGCCGACAAAGGCGACUACAAGGUCUAUCUUCCGGACUUUAUGAACGGCCACCCCGCACCGAUCUGGAUGCUCGAGAGACUUGUUGCCGUCAACGAGACGGGAAACUAUCUGAUGAAGGCAUACCAUAUGGUCUGUGUCAUCUGCGGGUUCGUCCCCUUUAUGAUGCGCAAUAACAUCGGCAAAUCGUUCCCAGUCGUCAAAGGCUUCUUCGAGCAGCUUCGCAAGGAGGAGGGCGCCACUCUCCCCAUCGGAGCCGCCGGGUUCUGCUGGGGCGGCAAGCAUGCCAUCCUCCUGGCCCAGGGCGCCGAAAUCGAGGGCAAGCCGCUCAUUGACGCAGGGUUUACGGGUCAUCCCAGCUUCCUGGAUCUCCCGGGCGACAUUGAGAAGGUUACUAUCCCCAUCUCUAUUGCUGUCGGCGACAAGGACAACCAGAUCAAGGCGCCUCACUUGCCUAAGAUCAAGGAGCUCCUCGAAGGGAAGCCCGAGGGCGCCAAGGGCGAUAUCCGCGUUUAUGAGGAUGCUACUCACGGGUUCGCGCUCCGUGCCGCUUUGGACAUGGAGGACCUCGCCAAAAAGGCCGCUGAGGCUGAGGACCAGUGCAUUUCGUGGUUCAACGCCCGCUUCAACCUCGGUUCAUGA